ACUAGGUCUUCAAUUCACUGGUCCUUUACCAUCUUUCAAUGGGUUGUCUGGAUUCUGAUGGAGAUAUCCUGAUUAUAGUCAGUUUGAUACAAUUCCUUCAGAUUCUUUUCCUACCCUCUAUAACUUAGAGGUUUUGGCUUUAGGUAACAACCCUCUUAAUACCAUCACUGGUUGGUGAUUUUUAGAAUUCAUUCCAAAUGCAAAAUCUUCCGUGGAUGAGUUGCAAGAUCCUUUGCCUGUAUUGGGGUUUUGAAGUUGUCCAUGAAUCAAGUUUCUGGUGGUGACAACAAGGGUAAAAUUAUUGUUUAAAUUAUUCAGACAUUUCGUACUACAUAAAAGCUCAAUACAACCUCACAGACCCCAUCACCAUCGCCAUUUUCACCGACCACCAAGCCAUAUCACUGGUUCUUCUACAUCUAAAUCAAUUGCAAUAUCUUUGGCGAUCUCACGUGUUUUUGGAUACAAAUUCAGGCUGCCGUCUCAAGCCACAACAAUAGAUCCGGUGCCAGUCACCAUGUCUAUCCUAUUGGGCCACGGAGAAUGUGGUGUAUCUUUGUAGAUCGAUGCAAUUCAACUAAGUAGGAGAUUCGUCUCCUUUUCGAUCGUAGGAAGUUAUGGAAUGCAAUGAGGGAAGGCAUAGAAUUUUGAUGGUAUCUGACUUUUUCUACCCAAACUUCGGAGGUGUGGAGAAUCACAUCUAUCUUUUAUCACAAUGCUUGCUUAAGCUUGGGCAUAAGGUGGUGGUCAUGACUCAUGCUUAUGCGAACCGUUCUGGAGUGAGGUACAUGACGAAUGGCUUAAAAGUUUAUUAUGUACCUUGGAAGCCAUUUCUUAUGCAAAAUACAUUGCCGACCUUUUACGGAACACUUCCAAUUGUGAGGACGAUUCUCAUUCGGGAAAAGAUCUCACUGGUUCAUGGGCAUCAGGCCUUUUCGACUCUUUGUCAUGAAGCUCUUAUGCAUGCACGAACUAUGGGUUACAAAGUCUUGUUCACUGAUCAUUCACUGUACGGUUUUGCUGAUGUUGGAAGCAUUCACAUGAAUAAAAUUCUGCAGUUUACUUUAGCGGAUGUGAGUCAAGCCAUUUGUGUCUCACAUACAAGUAAAGAAAACACAGUCCUAAGAUCAGGGCUGCCGCCAGAGAAGGUUUUUGUUAUACCAAAUGCUGUGGACACAACCAUGUUCAAGCCUGCUCCAGAGAGACUUAGCAUGGAUCCAAUUGUAAUUGUUGUGAUUAGUAGAUUGGUUUACCGGAAGGGUGCGGAUCUGUUGGUUGAAGUUAUUCCGGAAGUAUGCCAUUUAUACCCAAAUGUCCGCUUCAUCAUUGGAGGAGAUGGACCCAAGAGAGUAAGGCUGGAAGAGAUGAGGGAAAAACACUCUCUUCAAGACCGGGUUGAUAUGUUAGGUGCUGUCCCUCAUGCCAAAGUGCAAUCAGUUUUGACCUCUGGUCAUAUAUUCUUGAACAGUUCUCUAACAGAGGCAUUCUGCAUAGCGAUACUAGAGGCUGCUAGUUGUGGACUAUUGACAGUGAGUACAUGUGUUGGUGGUGUUCCAGAGGUUCUACCAGAUGAUAUGAUUGUUCUUGCUAAGCCAGAUCCUAGUGAUAUGGUACAUGCAAUCAAUAAAGCAAUCCGUAUACUUCCUCAAAUUGAUCCACAAGAGAUGCACCGUCGUAUGAAAGGCAUGUAUAGUUGGCACGAUGUUGCCAAAAGAACGGAGAUUGUGUAUGAUCGUGCCUUGGGAUGUUCCAAUCAAACCCUCUUGGAAAGACUUCCACGGUACCUCACAUGUGGUGCUUGGGCAGGCAAGCUUUUCUGUUUGGUUAUGAUAAUUGAUUUCAUCUUAUGGCGACUAUUACAACUCUGGCAGCCCGAUUCAGAAGUUGAGCUGGUACCUGAUAUUAAACAGGUGGAGUGUAAACGGGGGUGAGACAUGACCAUAGACACCGCCGUAGACUAAAUGAAACAUGGAUAAUGUAGGAAGAACAAAUCAAGAUUCAAGAGUAGAGGAAGGAUAUCUGUUGGAGUUCAAUCUAUACAGGGGUGAGGCAUGACCUUUAUUCAUAAUUCCUUCAUCCUUUUUAUUUUUUUCAGUUUUAUUUAUUUUCAUUUCAAUUUACACAUUAUAUAAAAACGUACUCUGAAUGUGAAAACUUAUAUAAAAAAUGCAGAUAGAUAGUCCCCCACUGCCAUUCGUGGGGCUCGGCAUA
Molecule: messenger RNA, 2208 nt
Organism: Cynara cardunculus var. scolymus (artichoke)
Lineage: Eukaryota; Viridiplantae; Streptophyta; Magnoliopsida; Asterales; Asteraceae
Product: phosphatidylinositol N-acetylglucosaminyltransferase subunit A
Exons: 10
Coding region: 615-1928 (437 amino acids)
Biological process (GO): GPI anchor biosynthetic process
Cellular component (GO): glycosylphosphatidylinositol-N-acetylglucosaminyltransferase (GPI-GnT) complex
Molecular function (GO): phosphatidylinositol N-acetylglucosaminyltransferase activity
Source: RefSeq, a predicted model, not a curated record